UCGUGGAGUCACCGGCGCGAGUGCCGCCUGAUAGUAUAUUCAAUAUAAAACCUGCGCGCUGUGCGCUCGGCUUCUCAAUACCUCGGCAGCGGGGCGGUCUCCACAGAAAACAAACAAUUCAAAAACAUAUGAGAGUGCAUUGAAGACUACCGGUAACCAUGAGUGGUGAGAACAACAAUGGAUUCACAAUGGAAGAUCCUCCGCCAACAACGUCGGCUGACUCAACGUGGAUCCCUGACUCUACACCGCCCUUAACUACGGCACCCUCAGGUCCGGCACCUGAGUACUCGAAAAUGAAAUGGUCAACGAAUGGUCAUGAUCAACCAAUGUCACCUCCACCUAUCAUAAAAGUACCGUUAGAACAAUCUGAGACAGCAAAACAAGAUGCUGAUGCAGAAAAAGCAGAACCACAGCGAGCGAUGUGGGAUAACCAGAUCGAAUUUCUUAUGUCGUGUAUCGCCACUUCAGUGGGCCUUGGCAACGUCUGGCGAUUCCCAUUCGUCGCUUACAAAAAUGGCGGAGGGGCUUUUCUCAUUCCUUAUAUUAUAGUCCUGUUUCUAGUCGGAAAACCUAUGUACUACUUAGAAUGUAUUGUGGGACAAUUCAGUUCAAGAAAUUCUGUAAAAGUUUGGUCACUGUCACCUGCAAUGAGAGGUAUAGGCUACGCGCAAGCACUCAGUUGCAGCUACAUCGUGACCUACUACGUGUCCAUCGUAGGACUGUGCUUGUAUUACCUGGCAAUGAGCUUCCAGGCGGAGCUGCCCUGGUCGAAAUGUGAUCCUGAGUGGGCCAACUGUGUGCCAUCAGCCCCCAACCACGACAUCAUUACAACAAACGAAAGCAGAAGUAGCGCUGAACUUUACUUUGUUCAUACGGUUCUGCAACAAAACAAGGGCCUGGAAGAAGGACUUGGAGCUCCUGUAUGGUAUUUGGCGUUAUGCCUUUUCGCGUCUUGGGUCAUCAUCUUCGUGAUUGUAGCUCGAGGAGUCAAGAGUUCUGGAAAAGCUGCUUACUUCCUUGCCAUAUUUCCAUAUGUGGUUAUGCUCAUCUUACUCAUCACUACAUUAUUACUGAAUGGCGCUGGUAAAGGAAUCCUCUUUUUCAUUACACCGCAAUGGGAUAAACUUCUAAAACUUGAGGUAAAUGUUAAAAAUAUUAAAGCUCUAUUAAGCUUAACAAUUUCUACCGUUGAAAAUAUCUUUGCGAUUUGAUUUAAAUUUUGACUUAAAACUACACUUGCGAGCAAAAGUAUGGAAUCACUUACAUGAAGUUGUUU
Messenger RNA from Ostrinia furnacalis (Asian corn borer), 1276 nucleotides. RefSeq names its product sodium-dependent nutrient amino acid transporter 1-like. Gene Ontology annotation, cellular component: plasma membrane. Bases 159 to 1211 code for a protein of 350 amino acids. The transcript is spliced from 7 exons. Gene Ontology annotation, molecular function: L-amino acid transmembrane transporter activity; amino acid:sodium symporter activity. Lineage: Eukaryota; Metazoa; Arthropoda; Insecta; Lepidoptera; Crambidae. Gene Ontology annotation, biological process: nitrogen compound transport; sodium ion transmembrane transport; amino acid import across plasma membrane. The record is from RefSeq and is a predicted model, not a curated record.